Molecule: messenger RNA, 540 nt
Organism: Mus pahari (shrew mouse)
Lineage: Eukaryota; Metazoa; Chordata; Mammalia; Rodentia; Muridae
Exons: 1
Coding region: 1-540 (179 amino acids)
Source: RefSeq, a predicted model, not a curated record
AUGAUGGGCUCCUGGAAGGAGACAGUGCGGGUCGCGCUCCUAGGGCGGACUCAGAGACAGAUGUCACUGCCCUGGGGCUGCAAUGAUCAAUUUGGCUCGAUGAGCAUCUCUCCCUCCGCGGUGAACCUGGGAGAGGAGGAAAAGAGAAGCUGGGUGGGUGGAGGACCGAGAGAACCCGGAGGAGGUACCUGCACCUUCGCGCCUCUUGGUUUAAAGAAAGGAGGGAGGGAGGACGCGAACUCACUGGCACGACCCACGCAGCAGUUUAACGCAGAUGGCACAGCUGCAGGAGACUCGGAGAGGAAGGUGAUUACAAUCAGUGAAUUAGCAACCUCUGCCGAGCAGUGGCUUCUGACCCUGGGGAAAGGGCGUUGUGCGAGCUCUGCAGAAGGAAAGGCGCUCUACAAACAGCCGAGCGCAGGGCUUUCAAGGGGCGCUCUGAAGCCUUUCGCUCCCCGGAUGGGCUAUCCCAGCGCCCCGGCACCAGGUGUAGAUCGCCUACCGUGCGCUCGUGUCUCUCGGGCUGCACGGCGUGCCUAG